AUGCUGGUAAGCGCGCCUCUCCAGUCCUACGAUCGUGCUUCUAUCCACCGGCCGCAGUACCACUCUUCUCGUCCGUACCACACGCCCACCGAAAAGGGCACGGCAGGUACAAUGACCCUCUCCAGCUCACACGCCGAUAUGGCGCACUUCACCGACGGUCGUCCGGCAGUGGGCACCAGCAGCAGUCACAGCCACAUCGAAACAUCGUCAUCCGCAUCCUCAGAGUCUGCCUCGGCGUCGCUGCCCUCGGCCAACCUCGCCCAGCCAGUGCCGACGCGACCAAAGAACCACGUCCGUGGCGUCGCGUCCGAUUCUCGUGUUUGGACCACAGGCCGCGGUUUCUUCGAAGGACGCUAUCGCGAGCGACAGUCAUACGUCAGUGCGCAAGAGCAGAAGGACCUCGAAGCAGAGCGCGACGCCAUCCUGCAGAUUCAGAACGUGCAGGCAGCCAAGCGUCGGGCCAAGAUGAUGAGGCUCACGCCCGCCUUCCCAGCGUCUAGAGAUAGCACCCACACGCCCAGCCCUCCUUCCAGCGAAGCCUCGUCAGCGCGCACCGCCAGCGACGAUGUCGCCACCCCUCCCGACAGCCGCGUUCCCUUCCCAAGCCCCAAAACCCGCAUCGGUCUCGCUGCUGCUCAGAACAUGGCUCCCCUCCACCCAGGCUCGAGGAAGGCCUUGGCUCUCAAGGCCAACAGCCCCGGUCCCGAGGUCCUCGGUGGCCUCAGCCUCGAUCUGCACUGCCUGCCAUCGCCAGCUGGCGACCGAUCCUCCAUCUCCUCGACCACAUCCACAAAUUCGGAGCUGCUCCGCAAAAAGUCGGGAGAGCCGGUCAAGUCGUCGCUGAAGCAGUAUUCGGGUAGCUACAUGGUUCCACGAUCGGCCAGCGAUGCCAUACUCCCUUCCUCGGCGUACGGCACCAAAUCCGUCCCUACCACUCCGAGCGCCCCCAAGUUCGUCCACUUUGACACUCAGCUCGAGCGCAUCAAGAUCUUCAAGGUCAAGGGCCGCCCGCAGGCCGUCUCACGCGAGGGGAGCCCCGAGCACACCGAGACCGAGACCGAGGAGGAGCGCGAUUACCCGUGGUUUGGUUCUCGCAGGGGCGGCUCUCUCGGGCGCACUGCAGGCUCUCGUAGCCCCACCAACCCAUCGACGCCUCCGGCUACCGAGCCAGAGGAGCAACUUGUUCUGCGCCUGCCCAACUUCCCCUCUUCCGCCAAAUUAUCCCUGGACAAGGACAUCUUCCUCGAACGCAUCUACCUCUCGGACGAUCUGCGCUCCGUCCGCGGCACAGUGCAAGUCAAAAACCUCAGCUUCGAGAAGUGGGUCGCCGUGCGCUUCACCCUCGACCAUUGGGCCACGGUCAACGAGGUGUCGGCCGAGUACUCGGAGAGCAUCAAGGACGGCACAGCCGACCGCUUCGUGUUUUCCAUCAAGCUCAACGAGGUGCUCAACUGGCCUCGCGGAGCCGGACUCGACGAGACCAAGACCAUCUUCCUCUGCCUCCGCUACACCACCGGCGGACGCGAGAUCUGGGACAACAACGACGGCGGCAACUAUCAGCUCGACUUCCGCAAGCGCCCUGCGCAGCCCGCCGAGGCGCCCCGCCUGCCUCCUACCUCGGCCGAAGGCCGCGCUGCGGCUGCUACGUUUGGCAACACUGUCCCGCGUCGGUACACGCUCAGCUCUAUGGGACCCACGUCCACCUCGUCCAUUAUCGAAAUGGGACGCAGGACUGGCGUCUACGGGCAGAAGGCGACGCGCGACAACGCCAUGGAGCGGCUCAAGCAGGAGCUCGAGCGCCUUCGCUCGGACGAGGAGGAGGCGGAAAAGGCCCCCAUGUCGGGCACAUUUGCAUCCGAGAUGUCGAAGCGCCGAUCGCCGCCCGUAUCGCCCGGAGGCGCCGGAAAGCCCAGCUCGCCAUCCAUGUGGUCUGCAAGGUACGACUUUGGUGCCUCGCUUCGCGAUCCCAAGAGCGGCAGCCGCAAGACCGAGGCUGGACGCGCCGCUGCCCUCGACUACUUCUCGGCGCGCCCGUCCGCAGUCGUCGCUUCUAGCCCCGUGCGCUCUUCGUUUGUCGUCAGCGCCGCUACGCCUUCCCCCGACGGCUCGACGCCGCGUUCCGCCGCCGAGCUUGUGCCCAAGUUCGGCCGUCUGGGCAUGUUGAGCCCGGGCCUGGGCGAGGUGGUCAUCGAGCACGCCGCCGUCAACAGCUCCAACACCAGCUCCCCAACCGGCUCGCUCCUCCAAGUGCCGCAGGUCGGUUCCAUCGCAGCAACCAGCCCAGCUGCGACGUCAGGCAGCCGCUUCAACUCGUUCCCACCGAACAGGAACGGCCAAGCUCGCAGUGUGUUUGGUAUCUGGGAUGACGAGGCCAAUGGCGGCAACGGCUCUGGCUCCGGCUCAGCGUCAGGCUCUGCUUCCGUCUCUAGGUCGGGCACACCGCCGUCGCCGAUCGGCUUCGCGACCACUAGGAUCGAGAUCAAAGGCGAUGGCACCGUUCUGGAAGACUACACCCCGGACGGCAGCCAGGCCUCGCCCAACUCGCUCAACAACUCUCCAAACCCCUUCUCGCCCGCCCUAUCAGCCAGCUCGGUCGACUCGGACUCCACCGCCAUGCUCGACACGAAGCCUGGCAUGACCAGCAGCCUCGACAAUCUCGGCAACCUCAGCGGCCCGUCUGCAUACCGCUUCCUGCGUGCUGAUCACCUGGAGGGCAGGACGCGUCCUUCGUCCUUCACCGCGGGCGACGAGGCUGAGCAGCACGGCUACUCUUCCUCGGCUCUCUCGUCGUCCACCACCAUGUCGCCUUCGUCCGAGCUCGCCACGCCGGACGAAGAAUUCAUGCGUCCGUCCAACCUCACCAGUUUCAACGAGCUUGUCGCCCGAUUCUGCUGGAACAGCGACAAUCAGGUACCCCAGACAAGUCCUGACGCCUCGGGGCUCGCCGCUCAUACACCCACGUCGGCCUCGGGGCGCUCCACCCCCAUCGCGCGUGCUGGAGGCGCCUACUAA
Moesziomyces antarcticus is the source of this 3012-nucleotide messenger RNA. RefSeq lists its product as uncharacterized. The transcript has a single exon. Lineage: Eukaryota; Fungi; Basidiomycota; Ustilaginomycetes; Ustilaginales; Ustilaginaceae. Gene Ontology annotation, biological process: regulation of glycogen biosynthetic process. Gene Ontology annotation, molecular function: protein phosphatase 1 binding; glycogen binding. The record is from RefSeq and is a predicted model, not a curated record. Gene Ontology annotation, cellular component: protein phosphatase type 1 complex. The coding region runs from base 1 to 3012 and encodes 1003 amino acids.